Messenger RNA from Adelges cooleyi (spruce gall adelgid), 1455 nucleotides. RefSeq lists its product as uncharacterized. NCBI's taxonomy places the organism in Eukaryota, Metazoa, Arthropoda, Insecta, Hemiptera, Adelgidae. The transcript has 6 exons. The record is from RefSeq and is a predicted model, not a curated record. Bases 214 to 981 code for a protein of 255 amino acids. Gene Ontology annotation, cellular component: nucleus.
UAUCGCCGCGCUGCACACAAGUCACAACACUGCGCGGUGUACACUACUUACUAUAGCACACACACAUAGACAACGAUUCCAUUUCGUCACCGUCGUACGGCAAUACGUUGUUGUACUAGUACGCCGACACUAUUUUUGAGUACUUACUGUCGAUUUCAAUAUUAUACAUUCUAUUCUAUUUUUUUUUUAAUAAUUUAACCAACUCUCUUAAACAUGUCGGACAUUUCCAAGGAAACUCUGAAGAAAGAAAUCGCAGCACUUUUAAAAAGUGCCGAUUUAACCAAAACAUCUGCAAAGAAAAUCCGUCAAGAACUUGAAAAGAAAUUGGAUGCUGAUCUUGAUGACAGAAAGAAAGAAAUAGACGUACUAGUAAUGGAUGCUAUUAAGAAAGCUAAAGCUAACAAGAAAAACGGCAAAGGCGAUAGUGAUGAUGAAAACGAUGAGGAUGAAGAAGCUGAGGACGAAGAAGAUGAAGACGAAGAAGAGGAAGAAGAAGUAAAACCAGCCAAAAAAGCUGCCCCUCCUAAGCGCAAGAAGAGAGAUACCAGUGAAGAAAGUGGUGGAUCUGACGAUGAUGACGGUGACAAAAAUGAUGGUGAUUAUAGUCCGAAAAAAGGAGCAGCCAAAAAGAAGGCACCAGCUGGUAAACGAGGUCGCAAGAAGAAGGAUGAUAGUGACAGUGACGACGACUGGAAGACUGCCAAAAAAGCCGCUAAGAAAAGUGGUGCUAAACGAGGUAAUAGCGCUUACACUAAAGCAAUUAAAUUGAGUCCUGAACUUUCUUCUCUGAUGGGAGCUGAAGCUCUUCCACGUCACGAAGUCGUUAAGAAAAUCUGGGCUAUCAUCAAAGAAAAAAAUCUCUAUGAUCCUUCUAACAAGCAGUACGCUAUUUGCGAUGAUGAUUUAAUGAAGGUCAUCGGAGUUAAACGUUUUAGGACAUUUGGUAUGAUGAAAUAUUUAAAAACUCAUUUUAUACCUUAAUUUUUUUUUUUUUUACCUUCUUACUAGACAAAAAAAAACAAACAAUUUUUUACUGGAAUGAUUAUUCCCCUCCUCUACCCAUAAUUUCUUUUAUCUUAUAAUUAUGACACCCUUUAUGUUUCUUCAUGUAUUUGUGGAAAUUCAUGCUAAUUUUUUUUUUUUUAUGGUAAGAUAAUUUGUUGACUCGAGUAUUAUAAUAAUUUUCCAUUCCUAAAAAAAAAAUAUAUAUAUAUGUAUAUGUAAUAAUAAAACGGUAUAGGCAUAACUCAAAUGUUUAUUGUGUGAAAUUAUAAUUGUUUCAUACUCUCCGCAUUUGUUAGCUAUUAAUUUCUAGCUCUAUGGAUCUUUGAAUGUAAAAUUGUAUUUGUAAACAAUUAUAUUUACAAACAUUUUUGUGUUUUAGAGUACUUUACAAUAAUUUUAAGACAACAAUUUACAUUAUAAAUGCAAUUAUAAUUAAACUAAAUACUUUAA